UGCACACACACACACACACACACUGCUGACACGCGAAUCUGCACCAUUGAUCUCAUCUAAUCUGACAGUUUUGUCUGACAGAAUGAUCCAAUUAAAUGUUAAAUGAGAUGCCAUGUCAUUUGGUAAAUCACUCAUAAUUGCCGAGGUAAAAGACAAUGACUUGGCAUAUUAUACAUUUUAAUUAAUGGAUUUAAGGAUUAAUUUCUUAUAGAACAAAAACAAACACAAGACUUCGGCAGAUUGAAAAGGAGCAUUUUGUAAUUGUUGUCUGGCUUCAUGUAAUUAAAUCUGAGAUGGUCUUGAGCACAUCAAGCAAAUAAAAAUAAACACUCAUUAGGCGUGUUGAGUAAGCUGUUGACUGUAAAGGCACUAAUUGGACUUCUUGCAGCAUCUCACUAUCGACCUGUUUGUAUAAAUAAAACUGCUAAUGACACAGAUUCAUAACUGCAUUCGUUAACAUUGUUUUAUUACCUGUCAGACCUGGACAUGUUAAGGACCAAAAAUGAAACGAUACUUUAAAAAAAAAAAUGUUGAAAUUAGCUGGCGUUAUCAUCUGAGUGAUAAUUAUUUACUGCAGGAUUUGACUUUAUGCCUCCUGCUACAUCUCUUCUCUGAAGAAGAGAAAGUUCAAGUGAUGGCAGUCAACCCACAGCACCUGCACCUGGCUGAAGUAACCACUGAGCACUUCAUCAGCGUGUGGGAACGCUACGACCACCACGGAAAUGGCUGGAUUGAAGGAAAGGAACUGGGGAGUUUUUUCAAGGAGUUGGAGGCAGUGCUGAGGGGAACCAACAUGGAUUCUGCGAAUGGAGCUUUAAAAGAGAAGACGCAAGAGUUCAUGAAGAAAAUUGAGAAAAAUGCUGAGAGAAAGAUCGAGAUGUCAGAGGUGGCUCAGGUCCUGCCUACUGAAGAGAACUUUCUGCUAUGUUUCAGACAGUUCUUGGGAUCCAGCAUUGAGUUCAUGACGGCGUGGAGGAAAUACGACACGGACCGCAGUGGAUUUAUUGAGUCAAACGAACUAAAGAAUUUUUUAUUUGACCUCUUGAAGAAAACGAACAGACACUAUGAUGACAAAAAGAUGAAUGAGUACACACAGACUAUUCUGAAGAUAUUUGAUUUGAACGGUGAUGGAAAACUGGGACUGUCUGAGAUGGCCAGGCUGCUUCCAGUACAAGAGAACUUCCUGCUCAAGUUCCAGAGCUUCAAACUGUCCUUGGAUGAGUUCGAUGACAUCUUCACUUUCUACGAUAAGGAUGGAAACGGUUACAUUGAUGAACAGGAGCUGGAUGCGCUGCUGAAGGAUCUGUACCAAAAACACAAAAUGGAGGCAGACACAGGUAGCCUGGCCAGCUCGAAGAAGAGCAUCAUGGCUCUGUCUGAUGGAGGAAAACUUUUCCGUACUGAGCUGGAAAUCGUUCUGUGCAAGGAUCCCCCUGUCUGAUCUCUGACACUUGACCCUGUCAUCCCAUCCCACUAAAUGCAGGUGCAUGUGCAUGUUCCAUCUGAUCAAAUGUAUUUACCGCUACAUUGAGAAGUUGCGCAUAUUUAAAUACAUUUGAUCACUUUACAUCUGAACUAAAUCUCCUCCUUUAUUUAAACACUUCCCAUGUUCUGAGUUACACUGAUACUCUAUUACUACUCUCUCCCCGCUCUCUCACUAUCUCUCUCCCCCCCCUCUCUCCCCCCUCCCCCCCUCU
Molecule: messenger RNA, 1697 nt
Organism: Tachysurus fulvidraco (yellow catfish)
Lineage: Eukaryota; Metazoa; Chordata; Actinopteri; Siluriformes; Bagridae
Product: calretinin-like
Exons: 12
Coding region: 503-1441 (312 amino acids)
Biological process (GO): regulation of presynaptic cytosolic calcium ion concentration; regulation of long-term synaptic potentiation
Cellular component (GO): terminal bouton; cytosol; nucleus
Molecular function (GO): calcium ion binding
Source: RefSeq, a predicted model, not a curated record